CCAAUAGCAAACACUGCCUACAACGUCAUUUUGUACGUGGAGCAUAUAAGCUUUGCUUUUUAACUACAAUGAGUAAAUUCACAGUCACGCAUCACAGCGGAUACGACAAAGUUUACAGCGGUAAAUUUCGAAGUCGACAUGAAUAUAAAUACUUGCAUCAUGAGAGUAAAUUCAUCACGCGAUCAUCCGUUACAGAGAGUCUUAUAGGUGUUACUGACGAUUAUUACUCCGUUACGCUUAACGGUCAAACGUUUAUCUGGGUUCCCAGUGCGCCUCAUUACCUCUCCAAUAGCGAAGUUGGUGUGCAGAUAUGGUCAGAGUUGAAUGAUAUGGGCAAAUUCGCACUUGUUGAUAAUACAACGCUCACUGAGGUAGCCUCAUACGAGAAACAUCAUUAUUUGGACAAUGAAGGCUUCAUCAUUCUCAAAGAUAACCAAAAAGCACAUCGACAUACAUUCAUAGCAGUUCUCUUGGCUCUUAGGCCAUUCGUAGAUUUUGAGGACACUUCUAGCAUCUCCAAGAGGGAAGCAAGGCGUGAGGCGAGACGUCGUUCGAGGAAAUUCACAUCGGAAUAUCAUGGUGGAUAUGAUAAUGGAGGAUCAGGAUUGUUUUAAAUUGUUCACAUGUACGAGUUUUCCGAUUUACUAGUCCAAUGAUAAUACAAGCUCACUAUAGUUCUACUAACUGUUUUGUAUUAUUGUAAAACACCCAAAU
Messenger RNA from Wallemia mellicola CBS 633.66, 714 nucleotides. RefSeq lists its product as hypothetical. The record is from RefSeq and is a predicted model, not a curated record. The coding region runs from base 69 to 614 and encodes 181 amino acids. NCBI's taxonomy places the organism in Eukaryota, Fungi, Basidiomycota, Wallemiomycetes, Wallemiales, Wallemiaceae. The transcript is spliced from 3 exons.